Messenger RNA from Alternaria burnsii, 477 nucleotides. RefSeq lists its product as uncharacterized. Bases 1 to 477 code for a protein of 158 amino acids. The record is from RefSeq and is a predicted model, not a curated record. Gene Ontology annotation, molecular function: carbonate dehydratase activity; zinc ion binding. The transcript is spliced from 4 exons. Lineage: Eukaryota; Fungi; Ascomycota; Dothideomycetes; Pleosporales; Pleosporaceae.
AUGUCUACCGCUCCUGUCCUUUAUAUCGUAUGCUGCACCGAAUCUACCUCCGGCACUGUUCUUGAUCCAGCCCGGUACAUGAACACGACCAACCCACAUACCACGAUCCUCAAAACAGAUGGUGCACGUGUAACAGCCGGAGACCAAACCAUCAGUCGCAUCUACUAUGCCGACCAAGCAAAGCCGCUGGGUAUGAUUGUUGUGUUGGGACACGCCGGCUGUACAUUGGCAUCUGGAGAUAUCGAGGGCACAAUUAGAUCUAGUGUGCAAGCCCUGAGAGCAAGCCAACACGUACGCAAUGCCAUACCUACCAUGGGCUACGUACUCGACCUGUACGCCAGUGCUCCAGGUGGACCAGCCACGGGCGCGAAUAUGAGAGAGGUCCACAUACCGAACGCCUCUGCUGCAGCAUCAUCGGCAUCGACACAGCAACAAGAUUCGGAUCAGCAACAGGGUAUGGGUCCGUUUUGGAGUUGA